GGGGCCAAGGGAGGAGGAGGAGGACGGGUAAAGUCCGGGAGGCAAGGCUGAGUUCUUCCACUCACUUGUUACGUUUUUUUUUCGGACUCAGAAAGGAUCAAUCUGAUCAUGGCCACGUUAGUGAAGAGGAUCAUCACUUCUGCGAAGGCUCCUGCCGCCAUAGGACCCUACAGUCAAGCUGUGUUGGUUGACCGGACCAUGUACAUCGCAGGGCAGCUAGGCAUGGAUCCUGCAAGUGGGGAACUUGUAGCCGGAGGAGCAAAGGAACAAACUAAACAGGCCCUUCAAAAUGUCGGUGAAAUUCUGAAAGCUGCUGACUGCGACUAUGGCAAUGUGGUCAAGACGACUGUGCUGAUGGCUGACAUGAAGGACUUUAAUGAUAUUAAUGAAAUCUACAAGCAGUUUUUCAAGUGCAAUUUUCCAGCAAGAGCAGCUUACCAAGUUGCUGCCCUUCCAAAAGGUGCACGUGUUGAGAUUGAAGCUAUUGCCGUCAAGGGACCACUCCAAGAUGCCUCAGCAUGACUAUAAGAUAGUGCCUCUGUACCCAUCUCCCUACCCCCAUUUAGACUAAGUUCUUGUAGGGCUCAGUUCUGCCCACUAACAUCUUCUUGAAAGUCAUCAUUUUCAAGACUAGGAGCCUGCCUGAUGUUAGUAUUUGCAUAGUAUAAUUGAAGCUGUAAGCUAAUGCAAGGCUUUGCAUUCCUAAAGAAGGCAGCAAAUGCUACUGAGAGUUAAUAAAGAAGCAAUGAACAAGUUGGUUGCGUACUCAUUAAGAGCCAGAAUGUGUUCUGAGUUUACAUUACACUAAUUAGAACUGUACCCUUAUAAUAAGAAAAACAUUACAGUCAAAUUAUAAUAACACAAAUGUUUGAUCAGUUCAUAUUAGAAACAUAACUGAACUUUACAAUGACCUUAACUAAAAUUACAACUGUAGAUAAGCUACUGUUCAAAGAUGCUACUAACUUUAUAACAAAAAUGUUUGUAAUAUAUUUUCCAUGCCAUGUUUUCAAAUGACACCACCCACCAGAUAUAUUUUGCAGGAAUGUUAAGGAAUAAACUAAUUCCACCAA
This is a messenger RNA of Anolis sagrei ordinatus, 1070 nucleotides long. It is a transcript of the gene RIDA, whose product is annotated as reactive intermediate imine deaminase A homolog. Gene Ontology annotation, molecular function: deaminase activity. NCBI's taxonomy places the organism in Eukaryota, Metazoa, Chordata, Lepidosauria, Squamata, Anolidae. Gene Ontology annotation, cellular component: mitochondrion; cytosol. The record is from RefSeq and is a predicted model, not a curated record.